This is a messenger RNA of Aspergillus clavatus NRRL 1, 1467 nucleotides long. RefSeq lists its product as uncharacterized. The transcript is spliced from 2 exons. The record is from RefSeq and is a predicted model, not a curated record. NCBI's taxonomy places the organism in Eukaryota, Fungi, Ascomycota, Eurotiomycetes, Eurotiales, Aspergillaceae. The coding region runs from base 1 to 1467 and encodes 488 amino acids.
AUGUCGACUUGGAAACGCAAUACUAACACCUCUUUCAACCGCAGAGGACACCAGAGAGGUGGGCUCGGAUCUAGUGUACCUGGUAUGCCAUGGAGAAGGAAGAGUGACGCUAUCCCUCGGCCCCCAUCUCCUGUGUUGGGUCCUCUCCUUGCCACGGUUGGGAGACCCGACCUUGCCAUAGAACCGCAGGCCAAACCUGGCAAUGAGAAAGCACACAUUGAGGAUUGUCAGUUGGUAGCCUCUUACAAUUGGCUCAAUUCGACAGUUCCUACGAUCUUGGUCCCCGGUAUGCCCCCUGCGUGGGCACCUCUCCCAGAACCUGUCAAGCUCCAGGAAGACCAGGGACAGUACUUCCGGGACCAAAAUGCCGCUCGAUAUUCCUCACACCCAAUGCAGCCAGCAGUCGAGGCCAUCCUUGCUCAAACCCCUGACUUCCAGAGCAAGUCCAUCGACAUUGUCGGAUGCGGAAGCACCUUGGGCAACCUCCUCCGGUUUGCGCGGAACGUUGAUCUGAACGCGAAAUACAGGAUUUUUGUGGAAGUGGUUGGGUCUACGGUGUUCUUUCUCCGCAGAGUAAACCAGCCAACAGAGACUAUUCCUGACGUUCGAGGGUUUGGUCAUACAUUCCCUGAAGCAUACACCAGUUGGGACUGGGAUGUGAAAGGGUCUGAGUCACACCAGCGCCUCAUCAAAUAUAAGUUUGCCGGAUUGAGUUGCCUCGUUCGGUUUGAAAGUGACGGUUAUCUUCCUGAUUUGGCCCCCAAAGGGUUGACCGUUGCCGCGAAGAGCAAGGCCGGGGAGAGCGAUGUCGGUAGGGACGUUAUCGCCGCUUUGCAAAGUACCACGGUCAGCGAGCGCUCCCCCGUCUCGAAGGAAAGCCUCACGGUGCAUAAACGAGGGCAAGUGGUUCCUCAAGCGGCGGUGUUUGACUUGAAAACGCGAAGCAUUUUUCGAAAGGGAACCGACUUCUUAGAACAGGAGCUGCCCCGUUUGUGGAUUUCACAGACUCCCAACUUUGUUCUUGCCUUUCACCGUUCCGGUUUGUUUGAGGAGAUAGAGAUCCUAGACACUCGCGCAAGAGUGAACAAGUGGGAAGAGGAGCAAGAAGAUAAUCUCCUUCGGUACGCGUCAUUGCUGCGAAUGCUCACCAGUUUUGCUCUGGGUCACCCUGAUGGACGAUUCGAGAUUUUUCAUGAAGCUGAGAGUGCCAUUCUUGAACUGCGCGAGGUGGAGGAUAACGUUCCUCGCGUUCUACCCGGUCACCUCAAGGAUCGAUGGGCCAUGCAAGAUGAGGAAAGUGCAAAUCUCCUAGACGAGGAAGCGGAAGAGGCAAGCUCGGAGCGGGACAUUGAAUCAAAUUGGGGGAGGUUUGAUGAUGAGUGGCAGAGUGAUUCAGAGGGGUCAUCCAAAGACUACACGGCAUGCUCUGCGUCUGACUGCGGGUACUGUGGACGUUGCCGGUACUGA